Messenger RNA from Plenodomus lingam JN3, 861 nucleotides. RefSeq lists its product as uncharacterized. The record is from RefSeq and is a predicted model, not a curated record. Lineage: Eukaryota; Fungi; Ascomycota; Dothideomycetes; Pleosporales; Leptosphaeriaceae. Gene Ontology annotation, cellular component: catalytic step 2 spliceosome; post-mRNA release spliceosomal complex; Prp19 complex.
AUGGCCGACGAAAUAAAAGCAACUACACAAGAGGAGGCACCCUCUACAAUGCCUACCUCCGAAACGUCUCCUACCGACGCCCCCAAAUCAUCAGAAGGCACCCCGGCCGCUCCAGCAAACGACCCCAAAGCCGCCCUCGCCGCUCGCAUGGCGCGCUUCAAAGCCCUCCAAGCACAAAAAGUCUCAGGUCGCAAAGCUACGGAGCGCGAAGUCCGCGACGCAGAAGACCGCUCCUCCCGCCUCGCUCAAAUCUCCAAACUGCAAGACGCGCACGAAAAAGCCGCGUACAAGCUGCUCAAAACCGAUGACCCAGACUUUGAGCGCAAGCGGAACUGGGACUACACGGUCGAAGAGAGCGAGAGCUGGGACAAGCGCAUGGCCAAGAAGAGCCGGAACCGCGACGGCGUCGCCUUUGCCGAUUAUAGAAACGAAGCGAAUAAAGUGUACAAGCGGCAAAUCAAGCAGAUGAGCAAAGUCGACCAGGAAGCGUACGCUGCGUCCAAGGCAGAGAAGCUGCAGAAUCAAGUCUCGUCGGGGCUUUUGCAGCUGGUGGAAACGCCGUCGGGCGAGAUAUACACGGUCGACAGCCUCGGCCGCAUUAAUACCCCGGUGGACGAGGACUACACGCAUGAUCACAAGCCGCGGAAAGAGAAUGUGGAUAAGCUGGUCGAGGAUCUGGAGAAGGGGGAGAGGGCGAGGUUGAAGGCGAGGGCGGCGAGGGGAAUCAGGGACGAGCAGGAUGUUGGCGAUGUCACGUAUAUUAAUCAGAAGAACAAGCAGUUCAACGAUAAGUUGGCGAGGUUUUAUAAUCGCUAUACGAGCGAGAUUAGGGAGAGUUUUGAGAGGGGCACGGCGAUAUAG